AUGUCUUACACCUCAUACUCCGAUGCGCGUAUUUCGCGGACCUUCCGGUCCAUUCCGCGCCUCGCCCUGAAAUCUCCAGAACACGAAGUCGCUUUUCGAAACGAACAUGUCGUGCGAGCGAAGACGACUCUAAUUCUCAAACCUGCCCGCAAUGAUAGCUCGGAGGUCGGAUAUCGCAUCGUCCAUGAAGAUGGCACCCCCGCUUUUACCGUGACCGGUCGGAAAUUCGGCGAUCGCUCCAGUCGAGAGUUCCGCGAUAUGUCGGGUCUGCCUUUAUUCGAUAUACACAGAUGGUCGGCGCUUUCGAUCCCAUUUCAUUGGUAUCUCACAAUGCCCGGCAGCGAUAGGAAAUCGAAAAUAGCCACGGUUGACACGCAAACGUCGUUGAAGGGCGGCGAUUUAAAAUUCACUUUUCAAAAUAUGGCUGCUAGUGAUUUGAAAAUGGAGGGUGAGAAAGAUGUCACGCUCAUGGUGAGGCGACAUGGCGAAGCACUGAGACUCUUUGAUAUUGUCGAUGGAGAUCGAAGGAUUGGUGAAGUGCGAGAGAGCAUUCACCACAAUGAGAGGCUAUAUUUAACCAAACGCUCGAGACGGCAGGGAUUUCGACCGGCUCUUGAAGUUAUCAUCGCUCCCGGCGUAGAUGCCACUCUGGUUGGGGCUAUUGCAGUAAUAUUGUCUGAUUGGUAUUUUGGAAGCGGCUAA
Molecule: messenger RNA, 702 nt
Organism: Penicillium waksmanii
Lineage: Eukaryota; Fungi; Ascomycota; Eurotiomycetes; Eurotiales; Aspergillaceae
Exons: 2
Coding region: 1-702 (233 amino acids)
Source: RefSeq, a predicted model, not a curated record